CAAUCAAAAAGAGAGUUGAGUUUGGAGGGGCGGAGAAACACGCAGGUGCACCUGAUUAACACACGAGACGAGACGCGCACUUUACAAGAGACCACCGCAAAACAGAGCCAACAGAAAUCGCUACAUAAAAACACUUCCUCGUUUGACCACGUGACGUCUCGAAGACCACCUCAGUGCAUCACGUCUUGCCUCUUUACUAACCUGAAGCUAAGAGCAUCCACAGAGACUCUAUGUCCACAGACGCAGUGCAGGAGCUCAGGCAGCAGUGCCUUAAGAGAGGCGCAGCAGGGAUCAAGGCUCUUGGAAGGACAUUUCGCAUUAUGGACGAUGAUGGCAGUAAAUCUCUGGACUUCCAGGAGUUCGAGAAGGGACUGGAGAACUACGGCAUGUCCGUGGGGAAGGACAAAGCACAGCAGAUCUUUGUCAUGAUGGACAAGGAUGGAAGCGGCACCAUCAACUUUGAUGAGUUUCUGGAGAAAUUAAGGCCGCCCAUGUCGAGCGCACGGAAACAGGUGAUCAAUCAGGCUUUUCAGAAACUAGAUAAGACCGGAGACGGUGUUGUGACCGUAGAAGAUCUACAGGGUGUAUACGACAGCAAACACCACCCCAAAUACAAGAGCGGACAGUGGACAGAAGAACAAGUCUUCCGCUCUUUCCUGGAAACCUUCGACUCUCCGUAUGACAAAGAUGGAAAGGUGACUCUAGAGGAGUUUCUGAACUAUUACAGCGGAGUCAGUGCUUCUGUCGACAGCGAUGAGUAUUUCAUCACCAUGAUGAAGAACGCAUGGAAGCUGUAGUCAUCAUCAUCUGUCGUCUGAUUGUCGCAUUGUCAUUAGAUCUAACACUAAGAUUGUGCAAUAUUUACUCGUAGAAAUUCUGUGUCUAAUUAAAAGUGUUUGAUUCCUA
Messenger RNA from Carassius auratus (goldfish), 906 nucleotides. Its product is annotated as calcyphosin-like protein. Gene Ontology annotation, molecular function: calcium ion binding. NCBI's taxonomy places the organism in Eukaryota, Metazoa, Chordata, Actinopteri, Cypriniformes, Cyprinidae. The record is from RefSeq and is a predicted model, not a curated record. Bases 231 to 797 code for a protein of 188 amino acids. The transcript has 5 exons.